This is a messenger RNA of Chaetura pelagica (chimney swift), 633 nucleotides long. It is a transcript of the gene NMRK1, whose product is annotated as nicotinamide riboside kinase 1. Bases 1 to 633 code for a protein of 210 amino acids. Gene Ontology annotation, cellular component: cytoplasm. NCBI's taxonomy places the organism in Eukaryota, Metazoa, Chordata, Aves, Apodiformes, Apodidae. The record is from RefSeq and is a predicted model, not a curated record. The transcript is spliced from 8 exons.
AUGAAAGUAUUGGUUAUUGGCCUUGGAGGUGUAACAAAUGGGGGGAAAACAACGCUGGCAGAAAAGCUCAAGAAAGUGCUUCCCAACUGUGAUGUAAUCUCUCAAGAUGACUUCUUUAAGCCAGAGUCUGAAGUAGAAACAGAUGACCGUGGAUUUAAGCUGUAUGAUGAGCUUGAUGCCCUUUAUAUGGAUGAUUUGGUGAAAAGUAUUCACAAUUGGAUGAAAAGCCCAACAAGCUUAGGUAUUGUGACAGAAGAGUCUCAGAAUGCAUGUGACACUGUGAAAAAUGCAGAUGAUGUUUAUAUUUUGAUUGUUGAAGGCUUUCUACUAUACAAUUAUAAGCCACUUAAUGAACUAUGGAAUAGAAGAUACUUUUUGACCCUUCCUUAUGAAGAGUGCAAAAGGAGAAGAAGCACCAGAGUCUAUCAGCCAGCAGAUACACCAGGGUACUUCGAUGGACACGUGUGGCCUAUGUAUCUGAAAUAUAAAAAUGAAUUGGAAAAGAAUGCAAGUAACGUUGUUUAUUUGGAUGGAACAAAAUCCCAAGAGGAGCUUUUAUCCUGUGUGUAUACAGAUAUAAUGCAGGAAUUAAAAAAGAUGAGGAAAGGAACAGGUCACAGCAUGAUAAUGUAG